This is a messenger RNA of Drosophila nasuta, 1982 nucleotides long. It is a transcript of the gene CNBP, whose product is annotated as CCHC-type zinc finger nucleic acid binding protein. The transcript has a single exon. Gene Ontology annotation, molecular function: nucleic acid binding; zinc ion binding. The record is from RefSeq and is a predicted model, not a curated record. NCBI's taxonomy places the organism in Eukaryota, Metazoa, Arthropoda, Insecta, Diptera, Drosophilidae. The coding region runs from base 247 to 738 and encodes 163 amino acids.
UUCUGUCGAUACCAUUGUACUAGUUUUGUGGGGUAGCCAUUUUAACUUUUGGCGUCGAAAAAACUACGGAGAGCAAAAUUCGCAUAUCCUGUAGUUUUUUUAUUUUGCAUUUAACGCAAGUCAGUUUGGUCGUGCAGGCAGCUGAAGCUUAGCUCGUGUGUGUGUCCCGAGAGAUUCGAAACGUGUGGGUUAGCAGUUCAGUUGUACACAGUUGUCUAAUUAACUCAUCGAGUCAAGUACAGUACAAUGUCGAUGUCUGCCACGUGCUACAAGUGCAACCGGCCGGGCCACUUUGCCCGGGACUGCAGUCUCGGCGGUGGACCAGGAGGUGGUGGACCCGGAGGUGGCGGCGGUAUGCGUGAUGGCGGCGGCGGCGGUGGCAUGCGUCGCAAUCGUGAAAAGUGCUACAAAUGCAAUCAAUUUGGGCACUUCGCACGCGCGUGCCCAGAGGAGGCCGAGCGAUGCUAUCGCUGCAACGGCGUUGGUCAUAUCUCCAAGGACUGCACUCAGGCCGACAAUCCGUCAUGCUACAGGUGCAACAAGCCCGGACAUUGGGUGCGCAAUUGCCCAGAGGCUGUCAACGAGCGCGGAUCGGGACCGGCAAAUGUCUCGUGCUAUAAGUGCAACCGCACCGGACACAUCUCCAAGAACUGCCCGGAGACAUCAAAGACUUGCUAUGGCUGCGGCAAGAGCGGACAUCUGAGACGUGAAUGCGACGAGAAGGGCGGACGGAACUAGGAGAGAUAGGCGCUAGCGCUUAUUCUCUCUCAAAAAAUCAACGAAAAUGUUUUGUCAAAUAAAAAAAAAUGAAAAGAAAAAAAUUUAAUGAAAAAAUCAAUUGCCAGCCAAACAACAACAAGAAGAACAAGAACAUCUUAAAAGAACAGCAAAGCAAGAAGAAGCGACCAAUCAGUAAAAUAACAAGUCAAGAUCAACAGACACAUACGAAAACAUCCCUAAAAACACCACACACAUACAAACUCGAACACACCAUAUACACAUACAAACAUUCAUACAAACACCUACACCCACACAACUACAUAUAUUUAACCAUCAUCUAAGCAGUACAUCUAAUUCCAAAGCUCUGAGCCUGCAGUCGAAGAUGAAACAUGAUGAAGACUAAGAAGAAGCACACGACGAUGGAGAACUGCCUGGGUGCAGUUGUGAGCUGAAGACAGAGAGGGACAGACAGACGGACGUCGUCGUUGUAUUUAGUAGCUACUUCCACAAUACAAGAUAGCAGAGAGAAUGAACAUCAGAACUAUAUUACGAUUAUGCUGCAAACGUGUUUGAAUUUACUAAUUACAAUUAUAACAAAAGAAAAAAACAAACAACUAUAUAAGAAUAUAUAAUUUACCUUAAACAAAAAGAUAAAAAAUUAUAUUAAAAAAAACACAUACACGUAAUAUAUACAUAUAUAUAUAUAAAUAUGUACUACAAAGUAUCCUAUUAGGAGUUCCAACACGCAGAAGAUAAACAACAACAAAAAAUUGAUGCAGAAGCAAGCGGAUAGAGCAAAAGUGAGAGGAGAGGCGAUAGACAUACAAGAGAGAGACGUUACUCCAAUAAAAGCUGCGGCCGGCGAGCUUUUGCACUUCACACCAAUCAUCAACAAGCAAGAUCUCUAGCUGGUUCAGUUAGCUAAGCUACUACGGCUAACUAACUAACUAAGCUAAGCAGCGCAGCUAAAAGAAAGAACAGCAGACUCGAACAAUGGCAGAUAUAUACAUAUAGUAGACGAAAAGCAAAAAGCUGCAUAAUGAGGAUGGAAAUUGAAGAAGAAUGAAUGACGACACGCUAAUGAAAUGAAACACAGACUCAGUUGUAAAAACUUUUUCACUUGUGCGAGGACAGAAAAAACAAGGCGAACUACGAAGAUGAUGAGAAAUUCAAAUAUCACUGUGAUUGUUUUUUUAAUUGUAAAUUAAAAUGCUGGAGCUGCUGAUUUGAGACAAAAGAAAUAAUAAUAAUAACCCCAUAAA